This is a messenger RNA of Gordionus sp. m RMFG-2023, 495 nucleotides long. RefSeq names its product igE-binding protein-like. Gene Ontology annotation, molecular function: nucleic acid binding. Bases 1 to 495 code for a protein of 164 amino acids. Lineage: Eukaryota; Metazoa; Nematomorpha; Gordioida; Chordodea; Parachordodidae. Gene Ontology annotation, biological process: DNA integration. The record is from RefSeq and is a predicted model, not a curated record. The transcript is spliced from 2 exons.
AUGGAUAGAGUACGAGGAGGUACAUGGAUAUACCACGAAAAUUGUUGUAAGGAAAUUGAGGGCAUAAUGGCCAGGUUCGGAUUGCCGGAUACCAUUGUAUCUGAUGGAGGACCUGCCUUUUUUAGCAAAAAUUUCAAGCAGUUUUGUAAAGAGUCUAGGAUUCGACACAUUUUGACCCUGCCCUAUCAUCCCAGCUCAAAUGGUCAAGCUGAGAGGAUGGAGGGAGUGACACCUGCUGAAUUGUUUUUGGGCCGGAGGACUAGGGUUCCCCUAGAUUUUCUAAGGGCCGAGAGUCACGAGAAGGGAGUUCUGGAGGACCGAAAGAUUAGGUUUGAAGUUGGAGAAAAAGUAUGGACUCGUUUGUUUGACGGGAGGGGCAGAAAAUGGGCCAAGGGCAUUGUUGGGGAAAACAGAGGUUCAAAGUUGAAUUUGGUUCAAUUAGAAAUGGGCGGCACAGUUAUGCGCCACAAUGAUCAUAUACGACCCAGGGAUUAG